UUUAUAUAACUUUCACUUUCGAUCUUGAAGAUGAACUCUCUACGUUAUUCUUCAAAGUGUUUUACUUUAUUGAAUCAUGGCAAUGCCAGAAAGUAUGGUAUUCUUGGGAAUUUUUUCAAUAGGUUUAACAAAAAAGAAUCAGACGACAAGUUCUUAGUUGGUGAAGAUCCACACGGAAAUACUUAUUAUGAGAAACCGCCAUCGCCAGAAGCCUCUCGUCAAGUACCCAAACGUUGGAUUAAGUACAAUGAUGCCAUGUCAAAAAAAUAUACGGAAGAAAAUCGACAUUUCCUUUUUACCGAUGCACCUAUUCCCGUAGAAUGGAAAGCAUGGCUUCAGUUGAAAAGGAAAUCGGCGCCGACUCUUGAAGAGGUAAUUCGGAAUGAAGCAAUUAAACUGCGCACCAUACAGCGGGCUAAAGAAUUAGAAGAUAAGGAAAAAGAGGAGAAAUUACUCCAGACCCAAGCUGGUGAACUAGCUUCAUCAGAUCCACCUUCAAAAGAGCCGGAUUUCCCAGUAUAUCCAGGUUUUUCUACCUUAAAGGAAUAUAGACAGGAAUAUGAAGAACUAAAACCUGAUAGUGAACAGAAAAAGAAAUAAUAUUUAAUAAAUCUGAUUGUGCCAGAAAUUUAUCCUGUUUAUGUUUAAAAUGAUCAAAUUAAAUAUCAUCCAAAAUGAG
Messenger RNA from Magallana angulata, 679 nucleotides. RefSeq names its product NADH dehydrogenase [ubiquinone] 1 alpha subcomplex assembly factor 2-like. The record is from RefSeq and is a predicted model, not a curated record. Gene Ontology annotation, biological process: mitochondrial respiratory chain complex I assembly. Gene Ontology annotation, cellular component: membrane. Bases 31 to 600 code for a protein of 189 amino acids. The transcript has a single exon. NCBI's taxonomy places the organism in Eukaryota, Metazoa, Mollusca, Bivalvia, Ostreida, Ostreidae.